AUAUUUGGAUUGACAAAGUACUUUGUCCUCAAUGUGUUAUUUGUAUUUAUUUCAGAUGACCCAGAAACCUGUACAUCAUGCAUCCAUAAUUAUUAUAUGUACAAUCAGCAGUGUUACAGAACAUGUCCUCAAAAUACUGUCCCAGAUGACAGUUCUCACCUAUGCAUUGAGUGUCAGCCCAAUUGUAGAAGCUGUGACAGAUAUGAAUGCUAUUGGUGUGAAGAAGGUUUUUUCCUUCUAGGUGGGAAAUGUGUGAGAGAUUGUGGAGCUGGCUUUUACAAAGAUGAAAUUACGGAAGAAUGUGAACCGUGCCACAGGACCUGCAAAACGUGCAGAGGGGUCAACUACAAUGACUGUACUAGCUGCCAAGGCAUUUUACAGCUUCUGCAUGGAAAGUGUGUAAAUCCCCAACGCAAGGAAAUAUAUGGGAAAUUUUGGAACGAGAGGCUGAAGCUGCACACCUCAAACAGUUUGGGCUCCGCAUCCCUGAAAGACCGCCUCUUCCCUUAUGUCCCGUCGCGAUCCUUACGGUCAGCUGAGAACGAUCUCUUCUCGGUAUCAACCAUGCAUCAAAUCGAGACGGAAAGGGCACUGAAAGAGGCAUUCUUGGAGAAUGCCCCAGUGCUGCCGAAGGCCUUUCCCUUCAAGGUUCACCAAAAUCCAAGCCUGAGCGUUGUCCGGAAGCGAUCAACAGCUACUGACUUUCAGCCAUGUGUUCCUUCAUGCAAAACUUGUGAAAAAGCUGCUGAUAGAUGUACUUCGUGUCACAUGGGGCAGUUUCUUUUUGCUGGGUCCUGUGGCCAUGAUUGCCCUCCCCAAACUUUUCGCAAUACGAAGACAAAACAAUGCGAGAACUGCACAGAGGACUGUGAGGAAUGCACAGCAAAUCAACACUGUCUGAAAUGUCUGUCCAGUCCAAGCAUGCCACGCUAUUUGCACAGAGGCGAAUGCUUGCAGGAGUGUCCCACUGGCUUUUUUGCUAAAGAUGGAAAGUGCAAGGAAUGCAAUCCACCUUGCAAAACCUGUGGAAAAAAUGCCACCAUGUGCCUCUCCUGUGAAAGGCCCUUGCUCCUAGAGGGCUUCAGAUGCAAACCUGAGUGCUCCGAGGGGCACUUUGCUACUGAUAGAGCCUGUGAAGCUUGUCCUAAGAUGUGUCAGGAAUGCAUUCAUCAAAGCAAAUGCAAAGUGUGUAUUCCUCCCUUCCAUCUGCACAAUGGGAUGUGUUUGCAGAAUUGUCCUUCUGGUUUUUACCCUUUCUCCACCCACUGUUUCACUUGCCAUGAGCUCUGCAGAGAAUGUGAAGGGCCAGAGGCUGAUGACUGCAUUGCCUGUCCUGAUACUUCCUAUGCAUUAUACAAAGGCAGGUGUAUUGAAGACUGCCCAGAUGGCACUUACUAUGAAGAAGAAGCUGCAGCCUGCAAAGACUGCCACGAGACCUGCAAAACUUGUUCAUCUGCCACCAGCUGCUUUUCCUGUGAAGAAGGUCUGCUGAUGACCCUCACUGGUGUCUGUGUCAUCCCUCAGGACUGCUUGCCCAAUUGGUACUAUGACAGCGCAAGCAGGAAAUGUAGGCCUUGUCACAAGGCCUGUUUCCAUUGCAAAGGGCCAGGCAAUGCUCAGUGUCUUAGCUGCCCAAGUAGCUGGCAUCUCCUCAAUACAACCUGUGUCAGUACCUGUCCUGAUGGAUAUUAUGAAGAUACUGAUUCCCAGUGCUACCCUUGUCACAGGACCUGUAAAACAUGCCAUGGAAAACACAGCACCCAGUGCCUUCUCUGCCCUCCAAACUGGUACAAGGAAGAAAACCUGUGUGUCCAGAACUGUACAGCUGGGUAUUAUGCCAACAGUGUCACCAGAACUUGUGAGAGAUGUCACAAAAGCUGCCAGAAAUGUUUGGGACCUGCACCUACAGAAUGUUUAUCCUGUGCGGAAAAUUUCUUCCUGCUGCGCUCCUCCAAUGAAUGUCUCUUCUCCUGCCCUGAAUAUUACUAUGCAGAUCUUGACACUCAUGCUUGCAAACGGUGCCAUCCAACUUGCCAUACUUGCAAAGGGAAGGGAGAAUUCAAAUGCACAACCUGCGUGACAAGUUAUCAUUUCUUCGCUGGAAUCUGCAACUCAGUAUGCUUACUAGGAGAAUACCAAGUCUCAGAGGUAAAGCCAUCAAAAUGUGAGAAAUGCCACGAUUCUUGUAUGCAGUGCAAGGGGCCUGGUCCCUUCAACUGUACUUCAUGUCAUCUUAACAUGGAACUAUACGUUGAUGAAUAUCGAUGUGUACCUUGCUGUAAGGAUGCUGGAUUGAUGCAAACUCAGGAAUGUUGUAACUGCACUAUAAUGUCAGAUGAGUGUAUAUUAGUAGUCCCUGACAUGAAAACAAGAGGCAAAACUGUGGCUUUGACAGCUGCCUUACUCAUUUUGUUGAGUUUCAUCAUUGGAGCUACUGUUUUCAUAUGGAGAAGACUGCGAGCCAGACCUAGGCCUGUUAACCAUGUUGGGUAUAAGAAGUUGGCAGAUAAUGCACAGGUGCUCCGUUCUUUCAAAAGCAACCAGUACCAGAGCAGCAGCUAUCCAGAAAAUCAAGUGAAUGAAUACAAAGACCGGGAUGAUGAUGAUGACGACGAUGACGAUGACAAUGAUAUUGUCUAUAUGAGCCGAGAUGGUACUGUCUAUCGUAAAUUUAAAUAUGGACUUCUGGAAGAUGAUGACAUAGAUGAACUGGAAUAUGAUGAUGAAAGUUACUCCUUUAGAUAACCUACUGUUCAAACAAUUGUCACUGCAUCUCUAACACCUUGCUGAAUUAGUUACUGGAAGAUGAUAAAUGUAAUACAAGUUCAGAAUCUCACAUAAAUGAUACAAAUAACCACUUACUACCUAUCUGCAAUUACUGUGGAAUUAUGUUUCCUUACUGUUUGGCAGAACAAAGUGUGGAAUCAAAACACAGGCCACAAUCAGCCUUCCAUCAUAUGCAAGCCAUGGUAGGUUACUACUUUUGGUAAAUGGUUAUCUGUAUUCAUUCAUACAUUUUUCAAGUAGUGUUUCCUCCUGCAUUUUUAAAUUAAAAUUAUAUCAUUCAGAUCAUGAAGCAUUUGUCUGAUAUAAAAUAUCUAAGAUAAAACUGAAAUCUCUUGAAUUAGAUUGCUUUUCAGCACUUUUCAGAUGUUGGACAAAAUGGGAUCACUGAUACAUGGCUUUGUUUAACUUCCUCUUGUGUCAUGUAUUGAUGCAAUGAAGAAACAAGGAAUAAUAUGGGCUCAGGGCAUGUAGAACUGAAAAAUGAAUAAAUGCAGCAACUUAACAAUGGAUAUGAGCAAUUGAAUGUAAUAUAAGGCACAAACUGCCUACUGUAUACAGAGUUUGUCAUUUGUUCACCUCACUGGUUUGCUAACUCAAUAUUUGGGGGUAGCUAGCUUAUAUAAUUCACUCUUCUGGAAGUUCUUCCCAUGGCAAAAGAAAUCUGAUUCUUGUUGAGUACAUACCAUAACUAUUCAUAACUUGAUGCUUAGGACUCCAGUUUGCAGCACAAAUGAAUGGCGAAAGCUCUCAGGUAAUUUAAUGUUUUUGGUUUUUCUGUUGAAAUAAGUAGAACCAAUUUAUCAAGCAAUGAAAUAGGCCCAGUUUGCACAUAUCAAUAAACCAUGGUUUAGCAUUGCAAGGGCGAACUACAAUGAACCUUGGAAUCACUUGAGACUUUAUAUCUCUUCAUUCUUCUCUUUAGGUCCAGCUAUUCAGAGAUUGGAAACUUCCAAUUCCAAUUGUAACUAUGUAAUGGUUUAGCAUUACCCUGAAUAUUAGUUGAAGUAAGGAAGAUUCAUAAAACAUGGUUUGAAGAUUAUUUGUUUCCAUGAAGCAUACUUAAGACUAACUGCAGCUUACCUAUUUAGUCUAAAACAGAAACAAAAGCAUCUUGGUUCCUCCUUAUGGCUCCAAAGAAAGGGAUGGAGGAAAGAACAUGAUUUAUGUUACAUUUCAAUGCAGGCACAUGAUACGUGCAAAUUAGUCGAAAACUCUUGCCAAUCUGUUAAACUAUUCUAUUGUUAUUAACAUGUAAUUUAUCAUUAAACGGAGUAAGAUUUAAUGAUAUUGCCUGCUACUGUAUGUGCUUAUAAUCUGCAUUCAUUUUGCGAAGAGAUUUUUUUUUCUUUUCUAACCUGAAUUUUUCUAGAUUCACCAAAAGUAGCAGAAGUUUCCGUAUGGGCUGAAAGGUCUUGUAUAAUGGUUGAAGUAGUGGAGUCG
Python bivittatus (Burmese python) is the source of this 4227-nucleotide messenger RNA. The record is from RefSeq and is a predicted model, not a curated record. NCBI's taxonomy places the organism in Eukaryota, Metazoa, Chordata, Lepidosauria, Squamata, Pythonidae.